Molecule: messenger RNA, 3252 nt
Organism: Acipenser ruthenus (sterlet)
Lineage: Eukaryota; Metazoa; Chordata; Actinopteri; Acipenseriformes; Acipenseridae
Product: rab effector Noc2-like
Exons: 5
Coding region: 158-586 (142 amino acids)
Biological process (GO): intracellular protein transport
Molecular function (GO): small GTPase binding
Source: RefSeq, a predicted model, not a curated record
ACGGUGCAGCAAGCUUCUCAGAAAGCAAAGGACCGGCUGUUACUGUUAGCAGGGUUAUUUAGUGACUCUGCCUGCCUUAAUGUUAGCACUCUGUUAAACUCAACAAGACUACUGGACAUUUCAGAAAGUUUGUAUUGAUCUCCUCACCCUCGUGGAGAUGACAGAUACCAUCUUUGGCAAUGGGACCGACCAAUGGGUUUGUCCCAAUGACAGACAGCUUGCACUGCGAGCCAAGCUGCAGACAGGCUGGUCUGUCCAUACUUUCCGGACAGAGAAACAACGGAAGAGUCAGAGUUUAAAUUACAACGAGUUGGAGAUUAUUCUGAGAGUCAUAAAGAGAGCUGAAAGACUGGAGCAGAACGAACAGCUCCGCAUUGGGAGGCUAGUGGAGCGUCUUGAGAACAUGAGGAAGAAUGUGAUGGGGAACGGCCUGUCUCAGUGCCUGCUGUGCGGGGAGCUCCUGGGCUUGCUGGGGACCCCCUCUGUGUUCUGUCAGGACUGCACCCAGGGAUCUUGGCCUGUCUCUUCCAAUGUUGUUUGUACCAAUGUGGACGACUACUACCGGGUCAUCUCCUGUUCGUUCUAGGAGCCUGUCCACAUUCUCAGUGAUGUGCUUGACUGAGGCUCCUGGAAGGCAGCACACUGUUGUAGUAAGGGGGUCGAAACUGCAAACUGAACUUGCUGUGUUUCUCAGUAUGGAGUCCCCAACAAUCAUGACCUCCCUUCUUUUUGCUGCCUGGUCAGCACUGUUUAUAGGGUUUCUUUCAUUCUCGUGAUGUUGGUUUUGGUCAUUUAAAUGUUGAAGUGGCUCAAAUGUGUUGGCUGUCUGGAUUUCUGGUGGUUGUGUUUGACGAAGUUUCUUUUUUUCCCUGCUUCUGCCUAUCUGAACCCAGCUGUUUCAACUCUCUUCCAUCUCCCUGGUGGCUUUCAGUCUGCUAGGGGUGCAGACUUCCAUGAAUUGUGGGUGUGUCAGCUCCUCAAGCUCCUGUUGCUGUCUCAUUUCCUCCAGCUCCUUUUCUAGCAGGCUUAAUCGCUGAAGCAAGUCCUGGAUCGUGAGGCACUUUACACAAACUUGGUUGAGCUCUGUUGGGUUUUCUCGGAUUUCCCACAUCAUGCAGUUGUCACAGAUUACUGGCUUGAAUACCAUUUUUUUGUUUUUUUUGUUUAGUGUAGCUUCUGCAGCUGUCAACCUGCUUUCAACCUGCUUCUAACUGCGUUGUACUUGUCCACUCGUACUUCUCCCACGAUGUCGCUUCCACACGCUGUCGCUGGGAAGUCUGCCUGCCUUUUGUUUGUUUGUGUUUGUGCUGCGUGCUCCGCUCCUCCCCCGUGUCCCAGAACGCCGUGGGAUUUGAAUCAGCUGCUCCGAGUUUCAGCUGAUCAGAAAAAUACACGCAGCUGCACGGCUUUACGCUGCAAUGUUUUCUGAUUAAAGGAACUCCAGAUUUAAAGAUGUAAUUCCUCCUUUCUGCUUCUAACUGCGUUGUACUUGUCCACUCGUACUUCUCCCACUGUACGUAAUCGAUCGAGAGCUCGUCAAGCACAGCUGUGCUCUUUUCUGCAAAACCAGCGGAGACAGCGUUUUGCUUUUUCUGCACUGCUAAAUACAGUGGUGACGAUCUGCAGCACCAUGAUGGUAGAUCGAAACAUUUCGGCGAUCUUCCGAUCAGAAAGCUGCUGGGAAUGACUUGAGUAGUCUCCAAAUGACUGGAUUAAAAAUGUACACAUGUCUAAGGAGUCAUAUGUGUCUUUAUUAUUUACUGAGACGUUUCCUGGAGUGCCAAAACACACAGAUGAGACGUUCGUUAUCGGUGGAAAAAUGAGUUGCGGUUGCACUGUGGCGUUUGGGGAUACGAAUUGUCCCAUAUUGUUUUAUUUAAGUUGCAAAACCAAAAAUACAUUUUUUUUUCUUACAACAAUAUAUUAUACAACUGUACUUUGAUUAAAUAAAAACAGUAUAUUAUAUGUAGGCACUAUUUACCAUUGUUAUGAAUUUACUAUUCAUCAAUAUUACAAAAUCAACUUGGCUCUGCAGGCACCUCUAUAUAUUAUUUAGCCGUGUUUAUGACAUCAUUAGUUGCGCAGAAAUCCACUGAGUACCAACUGCGGUUGUGUUAGUGCGGUUGUAAUACACACACACAGUUAGUGCGCAUUAACCAACCAAACUGAAUUAAUAACCACACUCGAUACUUGUUCCGAACAGGAUUAACUAGUGCAGUUAUCACUGCCCUUUGUAACCGAACUGUGUGUGUGUACAAACCGUAUUAAGAGCAAAAGGAACUCACAACCAAAUUUAGCCUGUUUGUGUACGUAGCCUUAGUUUCCUUUACUCCCCCUUUACCUUUUUAUGAUGUCUUUUGCAAAGUGUCUGUGUUCAGGUGCAUUGACUGGGAUCCCAGGAGCUGCUCUUCAGUUCUAGUUACCUGCCAUAGGCAUCUGUAACACAGACUAGAUCAACAAAAGCAUCUUUAUAAAAAUAAGAGCCAGCUAGUGAUCAAGUUUAGAUUAAGUUUCUGUUUUUCUGGCAGUUCAGAAAUGUGCACUAAAUGGUGCUGGCGUGUACUAAUAUAAAGAGCUGAUCCAGCCUAAAUAUGUCAAUGACGGGCAUCUAGAACUGAGGAGCAGCUCCUGCACUCCUAGUCAAAGCACCUUUACAUAGACUUUCUGGAAUCUGCCAACAAGAGCUUGGAACUCAGGCACCAUUUUUUUGGAUUGAACUUAACACUGGACACUGCAAUUUCUUACUUGCAGAUAUUAUGUAAAGCCCUUUAUUUUAGAAGACAGAAAAUUUCACAUGUAUAUUUUUUUAAAUGUAGCGACUUUUAUUUUGGCGUUUUUCACCUACAAAUGUGUUUAUUUUCAUGAUGCACUGGACUCUGCAGCUAUACAGUUUAAUGUUUGUUCUGUGAAAAGAUUUGAAAUAUCAAAACGGGGGCAUACUGCAGCAGCAUUGAAUUGUAUUUCACCAGUCAUUAAAUAUGUUAACUGCACUUCUUGAUUCUUUAGUGUGACUGUGUGCUGUGCUCUAUCUUUGAAUUUUAAGCAUGCCUAAUUGUAAACAUAAUCUAUCUACAUCAUGUUAAAAAUACCCCCUCCUCCCCACCUCCCCACAUGCAUUUUUGUCUUAAUGACAGCUUUACAACCCUGGGGGCGUUACACAAAUAAGAAAUGGAGUAGUAAAAAGAACCACUCCUGAGUGAUUCUACUAUGAAAUGGGUCCAGCAAGAGUAUGCAAUCCCUCUGCAAUAAUAC